Molecule: messenger RNA, 943 nt
Organism: Drosophila takahashii
Lineage: Eukaryota; Metazoa; Arthropoda; Insecta; Diptera; Drosophilidae
Cellular component (GO): nucleus
Molecular function (GO): zinc ion binding
Source: RefSeq, a predicted model, not a curated record
GCUGGCAACCUGCUGGGGCAAUCGGAAAUACAACCCUUGGCCAGAAACAUAUGUACACAACACCUAUCUGAAAAGUAUUAAAUAUUUUUGGAAAGUUGUUUUGGUUGGCGUUGAAUUAACCGACAUUGCACCAGCAGCCGAGGAUAUAGCAGAGCAGCCAGAUCGGUCGAGAUGGGGAGCAUCGAAAAGGCGUGUAUAUCCGGAUUUCUGUGCCGACUCUGUUCCGAGAUGCACCGAACAGUAAUACAUAUUUAUAGUGAUCAUGGCCAGCGUUUGUGUCUUGUUGAGAAAAUCAACGGCUAUUUGCCAAUAACAAUUUCUCCGACUGAUCCCUUGCCAAAGACCAUUUGCAAAACGUGUCUGCAUCGCGUGGAACAGCACUACUCGCUGCUAAUGCGACUCACACAGAUGCGGGAGAAGCGCAAGAUUAAUGUAAUCGAGUUCAAAUCUCGCAUAGAAAGAAAUCCAUCGAUAUCCAGUGUGAGUGAGUCGGAUGAGGAAGUGAUAAAUCGAUCCACCUCGAUUCACGAAUUCUCGGAUGAAGAGGAUCAGGCGCCGCGCCGCAACGAGACCGAAUCCUCAACUGGCCCACGGACCCAGGAAUCCCAAUCCCAAUCCCAAUCCCCCAAGUCAACAGAGACUGUAGUGCCCACACCAAACAGCAGCGAAAGCCACAAUGAUAGUGGCGCUGGCCCCAGCAAUAGAGACCCCAUAGAGACUGUCAGAGGCACUGGAACAGGCACAGGCAGCACCAGCCAGCAAGGAACCCACGUAGAUUAAUGACUGCCAGCCUCGUCUCUGGUCGGUGGAACUAUAUACACGAGUACUUUACCAUGUAUAUAUAGACACAAUUGUGUGUGCGUACGUUUAGAUUGGAAUAAAAUAAGCAUUUUAUUUAAUGAACUAGGUAAUUUCGAAUACAGAUGAUAAGUGAACCAACCAA